This is a messenger RNA of Pelobates fuscus (common spadefoot toad), 1157 nucleotides long. RefSeq names its product chromosome 3 C7orf57 homolog (gene C3H7orf57). Lineage: Eukaryota; Metazoa; Chordata; Amphibia; Anura; Pelobatidae. The transcript has 2 exons. The coding region runs from base 200 to 919 and encodes 239 amino acids. The record is from RefSeq and is a predicted model, not a curated record.
UUCCGGCAGCUCACCUUAUCGGGCCGACGUCACUUCCGGCAGCUCACCUGUGCCUUGUGUCGUAACUUCCUGGAGAUCCCUGUGUUGUGUGAGGUUCCUUCCUGGAGACGGCGGUUUGGGCAGAAGGAACAUCAAAAAAUUAUUGAAAGUGCACUUGGCCAACCCUUGUUUGAAGACACAGUUAAGAAGAAAAUUGAAUAUGGCUCAGUUGGUUAAACAAAAUUCAGAUGGUCCAAAUGGAAAUGCUACCUGUGGAUGGUAUACCGAUGCUCCAUAUGAAUAUACAGUUAAACCUGGAAAAAGAGUCACUGUUCGCCCUUCCUCCCAAAUUCCAGGCUUAAGUGCAGAGUCUGAUGAUAAAACCGUGGAGCAAAGGCCCAAACAGUUCAUUAAGGAUUUUGAUUCUGAUUAUGUCAAAUUAGCCAAGCAAGGUGGUCAUAAAAAUCUAUUGACUCAGCCUGAAAACGAUCCUAACGAAGUUUCAACAUCAACUUACAUCCCACCAGAUUGGUACAGUGACCUGGCUGCAUCCAAACCAAAGGAACAGAAAGAAACCCCUCAGAGAUAUGCUCCAAACUAUAUGGUCCACGAAGAGUUUGAUACAGAGCAAAAGGAAGAUAAAUAUGAAAUGAAAAGAGGUCCUUUUGAUUUUGACCAGGAAACCCAUAUUAACAGCGAUGAAAAGAAUGUAAAAUUCCCAUCGGUCAACCCAAGAUUUGAUGAUAAUAGCAUGACCACUUCUAGCAGAGAUCCUUCAAUGAAUCACAAAGAGGGAAAACUUGGGAAGAAGUGUUUUUUUCCACCUAUGCAAGGGCAUGAUAUGGCUAAGGCUGUUAACUUUGGCAAGCUACUAAGUCACGGAUACGGAGACGAUUGGUUUCAGCACCGUGAAGACGCUUCAACAAACAUACAAAAAUAAAAUCCUAAAACUAAAAAAUGUGUACCUAAUUUAUGUUUCAGUAGUGUAGUAACAACUAUUUCCUCUAGGGGAUUUUAAUGUAAAUUUAGACACUUUAGACCAAUCCAUAUCCCAGUAAAUAACUUGCUGCCGUUUCCAAUGCAAAAUUCUAAGCAUUUAGUUUAAAACAUUGUAUGUAAUUGAUGUCUUCUGCUUCCUUGUAUUUAAUGUGUUUUGGAAAUAAAUAAUUUAGUUCAAA